Messenger RNA from Triplophysa rosa, 2119 nucleotides. RefSeq lists its product as uncharacterized. Lineage: Eukaryota; Metazoa; Chordata; Actinopteri; Cypriniformes; Nemacheilidae. The transcript is spliced from 10 exons. The record is from RefSeq and is a predicted model, not a curated record. Gene Ontology annotation, molecular function: zinc ion binding. The coding region runs from base 57 to 1169 and encodes 370 amino acids.
AUCCUGUAAGUAUAUGUGAGUAAUUGAAACUGAAAGUAAAAUAGGGUGUCUCAUUUAUGAACAUGGCUUCGAACCAUCAAGAGGAUUCGGAAAACUUAUAUGAGAAUGCAUCAGAAUUCAGUGACUCCAACUCUGAGACUGCCUCAGAUUCAGGCUCAUGUCACAGCUCGGACUCCAACUCUAGCGAUAGAACUGCCAAACGUAACAUUUGUAGGUAUUACAAUGAUGGUCACUGCCGGUAUGGAGACAAGUGUCAAAAUGAGCACAUAUGCAAGUACUACGUGAAUGACUCGUGCCGCUAUGGUGCUGGAUGCAGACUAAACCACAAUCCUAGAUCACAUGCAUCACGUGGACCAAAUGAACGUAGAGAGAGGAAAAGCUAUGGUGGACGGCAUAGAAGAAAGAGUAGUCCCUCAUCUGAAGACAGUGAUGAAGACGAUGGCAGACCCUACAGAUGGCAGUUGGAUUUAGGAGAUGGCUGGGAGGACAUUGCCAAUGAUCACAUACUGGAGGCUCAGUUUUCACGACCCAACACCAAAGGAAUCAGGAUCUAUAACACCCGCGCUGGAGCUAUCUCGAUUGAUUUCACCAAGAUGAGAGUUCUUAAAAAAAGGAAUAUUAAAGUCAGACGUAAAGGAUCGAAACAGACAGAGUGGCUGUGGUAUUACCGUGGUGACCAUGGAUGGUAUCAGUAUGGAGAGAAGGGUUCAAAGGGCAAAGCCAGUCUGAUUCAGAGUUCAAAACUGGAGAAGGAAUAUCAAAAAAACCUGCAGGGUUCUGUUCAGUUCCCCAUCGACUCCCACACAUAUGAGAUUAGCUUUAAAGGAAUGUAUCAGAAAAAUGUAUCUACAGACCUUAAAAGACGGGUUAGGAGGCGUCCUAAAUAUGAACCGUCUCAAACUGGAGUAUUAACCUCCGUUUUCAAGAAGUUGAUGGCUCCUGUAAAUAAAACACCAGUGUGGCAGUUUGAAGGGAGGAAGGGUAAAUGGCACACCUUCAAAAACACGGGAGGAUGUUCAGUCUCAAGUGAUGACAUCGAGAAGUGUUACCAAAAGCAACAAAACACAAUGACCUUCACUAUUAAUGAUGACAAUUACACACUGAAUUUUUCAAGGAUGAAUCAAGUGAACAACAGAACAAAUGCCAAACGCAAGAUCCAGCGCACUUAACAAUGAUGCAUCCGAACAUCAAGUUUAUUGAAUUUAGGGUGGACGGGGUUAUGAUUUUUUUUUAGAAUAACUGUGUUGAAAACUUUGAAUUAUUAUGCAGUUAUGAUUACAAAUAAUAGUUGCUAUUAUUAUUAUGUGUAACAUAUGAUUAAUUAAUAUGAUGUGGACUUGAAACAAACGUACACAUUUUUUAUUUCCGUGUAAUUUGUGUAUAAAGAAUAAUAAUAUUCUUUUUCAAUCAUAUGUUUACUAAUCCAGAUGAACAUUUGCCUACCAUUUAUACAGUUUUUAAAUCAUCUGCCUGUUGUAAACUGCCGGAGAUUCAGUGUUUACACCUUUCUGUUCAUUUUGUUGAUUUCUCUUCCCAGUCAUACAACUUUAUUUUCUAUGUACACAUACUUAAUGGGGUUGUUUCUUAGCAUCAGCAUGUCCACAAUAGUGCUUAAUAAAUGACCCAUACAAAAUUUAGGGGAUACACAGAUUAACACUGUAAAAAUCCACUUAGGAAAAAUAACAGAAGAUCUCUAGUCUUUAUAGGGUUGGACAUAAUAAUUUGAAUAGGUAAUAUGUUGUUUUAUAUUAAGAUUUAGACUUUUAGACAAUAAAGAGGCUACAUGCAGAGCAAGGGAGACCUUUUGCUCAUUUGUAUUUUUUCUCUCUCAUUUGUUGUCAGGUGAGGUUUUCCUAAGCUGUUUUAGAAAAAAAGUUGAAUCUUAAGUGACACCUUACAGAGACUUUAUUAUCUAUGCAAUGAAAGAGUGCUCUGUGAACAAUGUCCUGAAGGCAAUCAUGUGACAAUCAGUUGUUUAAAAGCAUUUUUACUGGGUUUUUAGAUUUUACAAACUGAACUUUGUUUAACUCAGGGGUGUGAACCUUAUUAUGUAAGGCUUUGUGCAUUACAACACAUCCUAUAUGCCUUAGGGUUAUGGUUAUAAAAAUAAAUUUUCAUG